Perca flavescens (yellow perch) is the source of this 1679-nucleotide messenger RNA. RefSeq names its product fibroblast growth factor 16 (gene fgf16). The record is from RefSeq and is a predicted model, not a curated record. Bases 93 to 746 code for a protein of 217 amino acids. Lineage: Eukaryota; Metazoa; Chordata; Actinopteri; Perciformes; Percidae. The transcript is spliced from 3 exons. Gene Ontology annotation, molecular function: growth factor activity.
GGACGCUGCUGAUUUUGGAGGAGCACGGCGUGCUGGGUACGCUUUGGACUUGUGUAAACUUUUCUCCCUCAUUGAGUCACCGAACAUUUGAAAUGCCUUCGCUUAAUUUGACAGCUGUGCACACAAUGGCAGAGGUCGGGAGUUUUUUGGGGACACUCGACUUGGAUUUACAAAGCUUUCCUGCACUCGGGAAUAUGCCCUUACCGGAGUCUCCAGUGGGCUUGAAUGAGCGCCUUGGGCAGAUUGAAGGGAGGCUGCAGCGGGGGUCGCCGACGGAUUUCGGGCACCUCAAAGGGAUCCUGAGGCGGCGGCAACUCUACUGCAGGACCGGCUUUCAGCUGGAGAUAAUCCCCAAUGGGACUGUGCAUGGGACAAGACAGGAUCACAGCAGAUUUGGUAUCCUGGAGUUCAUCAGUCUGGCAGUGAGUCUGGUCAGCAUCAGAGGGGUAGACGCUGGACUGUACCUCGGCAUGAAUGAGAAAGGAGAGCUCUAUGGGUCGAAGAAGCUGACAGCAGAAUGUGUGUUCAGGGAGCAGUUUGAGGAGAACUGGUACAACACCUACGCUUCAACUCUGUACAAGCACACAGACACAGGACGCUUCUACUACGUUGCCUUAAACAAAGACGGCUCGCCCAGGGAGGGCAACAGGACUAAAAAACACCAGAAACUCACCCACUUCUUACCCAGGCCGGUGGAGAUUGAAAAGAUCCCUCAGGCGUACAGGGACUUAUUCCAGUACAGGUGACCAGUGCUUACACUUGGAGAACUGGUUACAUCCGGAGGAAUAGACAUAGAACAAGAGAGAGGGGGUGUUGUGGAUAUUUUGGACCUGGUACAGAACUGUUUACCCUCAGCUCCCCCUGAGGUCACUGUGUUUGUGCCUUGGCCCACUGCCAAGCACUGACAUAAACAGUGUGCAUGUUCCCUGGAUGUCGGCGGGAAAGUUAUCUUGUAAAACCACUGCAUGGACGUGGACGGAGAAGGCCUGCAUGACCGCCCAGCUGUGGGGUGAUCCAAUCAGGUGCCGUGUUUUCGCAAUAACCACUUUUUAGAGAUAAAUGCGUAGAUACUGAAAUGAAUGGUUGACUAUGAGAAGACAUUCAGGAGCUCAAAACGACGGGAAGCACUGCAGAUGUCACAUUGUGCAUUUGUCUCGCACUAUGCACAGUUAAAUGUAAGAAAGGGAACAUUCCACGUACACAGGGAUCGGAGAAGAGGAAACUAUGUGUUCCACGCAUGUGACGCAAGUGACAGGUUGGGGAUAGUCAGGUACUAAAGAAGAAGAAUGUCUGCGAGGCAGAGAUCAAACUGUUAAAAGGCGAACUGAAGUUUUAUUAAGUCAUCUUCCAAAUCAAAUAUGAAAGAGGGGAAUACAAUCUCUAAGAUGAAUGUGUGAUAGAUGAAAGAGCACUUACUGCACAUCCCCUCAGUCCCAGCUGUAGGCUCACUUACUCUCCCAUUUAAUCAUUUGAUUCUAAUGAUCUCAUUCAUCACAUUUAAAUAAAAUAUCAAGCAGCGUCUUGUAGGAAUUGUAUGCAAAACAAGUGAUUAAGCUCGGGACAAAAGCACUUCUCUGACUGUGGUUGUAAAGAAUUGUGAUGGGCUUUUGUUUUGGUUUUUUUAAGGAUGGUGACUUGUAAUGUUCAAAGUGUCAGGAACAUUACUAAAAAUGCAAGCA